UUUGGACUGUCUGUCUGCUAUUAUUAUUCAUUCUUUUUGAUCUUUUUUAUUUAAACCAAAGUUGUUUUCCAGAACUUCAAUCUUGUCUUUGAUUCAGUGACUAUGUUGAGAGCUUCCAAUUUACCGUUUUCCACCUCUAUCACCAGCAACUUCAAUAACAACAGGAGCACAUACUGUAAGCUUCAACAAGCAAAUGCGAGAUUUGAUGUUCGCCUGCGGUUGAGCAGCUCAGCGGCCGUAAAAGAUAGGACAUCGAUUGAGGAAGUACGGAGUCUGAGAUUUAUCACGGCUGUUAAGACUCCGUACUUACCUAGUGGCGGAUUUGAUCUUGAAGCAUAUGAUAACUUGGUGAAUACACAAAUUGCAAAUGGUGUUGAAGGUAUUCUUGUUGCUGGUUCAACUGGUGAAGGCCAAUUAAUGACAUGGGAUGAACAAAUAAUGCUAAUUGCUCACACAGUAAGCUCUUUCGGCGACAAAGUUAAAGUUAUUGGUAAUGCAGGAAGCAACUGUACAAAAGAAGCUAUUAACGCAACCGAGCGAGGUUUCGCUGUUGGAAUGGAUGCUGCACUUCAUAUAAACCCUUACUAUGGAAGAACCUCAAUGGCAGGUUUAGUUGCUCAUUAUAAUAGUUUGCUUCCUAUAGGACCUAUCAUUAUAUACAAUGUACCUUCAAGAUCUAAUCAAGAUAUUCCUCCUAGUGUGGUUGAAAUCUUGGCUCAAAACCCUAAUUUUGUUGGCAUCAAAGAGUGUGUGGGAAAUGAGAGGGUGAAAUUGUAUACUGAUAAAGGAAUUGUUGUAUGGAGUGUUGAUAGUCUAAUCCAUGAAGCUAAAUGGGAUUGUGGUGCUGUUGGAGUUCAAUCUGUUGCAAGCAAUUUAGUUCCUGGUUUAAUGAGGGAACUUGUGUUUGAGGGUAAGAAUCCAACACUUCAUUCAAAGCUUAUGCCUUUGUUUCAUUGGCUUAUUAUAGAGCCAAGCCCUAUUGCUUUGAACACUGCUCUUGCUCAACUUGGGAUUAUUAAGCCUGUUUUCAGGCUACCAUAUGUACCUCUUUCUAAGGAACAAAGGGUAGGGUUUGUGAAUUUGGUGAAAGAAAUGGGUAGAGAACAUUUUGUUGGAGAAAAAGAUGUUCAAGUUCUUGAGGAUGAUGAUUUUAUCAUAGUCGAUCGAUAUUAAUUUCGUAAUAUCGUUCUUAAUGUCUUAUUUUAAUUUUCGAUGUGUGUUGUACCAGAAUCAAGGAUGAAAUGGAGGUUUAAAGCAUAUGUAAUGGUGGUUUGUUUUGUAAUCAGACUUGAUUUGGAGUAGCGAAUUUAGCACACAUUUGUGUCCAAUUCACUCAUUAAUAAAAUUUGCUUUCCAAAAAAAAUAAAUUUAAUUUACGAUGUGUUGCUUUA
This is a messenger RNA of Trifolium pratense (red clover), 1391 nucleotides long. RefSeq names its product 4-hydroxy-tetrahydrodipicolinate synthase, chloroplastic-like. The record is from RefSeq and is a predicted model, not a curated record. Lineage: Eukaryota; Viridiplantae; Streptophyta; Magnoliopsida; Fabales; Fabaceae. Gene Ontology annotation, molecular function: 4-hydroxy-tetrahydrodipicolinate synthase activity. The coding region runs from base 103 to 1173 and encodes 356 amino acids. The transcript has 3 exons.